Podarcis raffonei (Aeolian wall lizard) is the source of this 2387-nucleotide messenger RNA. RefSeq names its product cholinesterase-like. Gene Ontology annotation, cellular component: plasma membrane. Lineage: Eukaryota; Metazoa; Chordata; Lepidosauria; Squamata; Lacertidae. The record is from RefSeq and is a predicted model, not a curated record. The transcript is spliced from 3 exons. Bases 360 to 2063 code for a protein of 567 amino acids. Gene Ontology annotation, biological process: choline metabolic process; acetylcholine catabolic process; methylation. Gene Ontology annotation, molecular function: methyltransferase activity; acetylcholinesterase activity; nucleic acid binding.
CUAUGAUUUAACCCACAGCGCCACCCGUGGCCCCCCUAGAAGAUUACCACUGAGGGAAUGCGCCCCUCCAGAGGAAGAAUAGGUUACAACUCCCCUGCUCUUAACUUUCGAGCUACCAGUAGCUGUCCUUCAAAACCAAAACUAGGCUUUAAAAUAAGAAAUUCUACCUCGGCUAUUCAGAGGUGUUAUGGGAACCACAAGAAGGAAGAGUGCUGUUGUGCUCAUGUCCUGUUUUUGAGCUUCCCAUGGGCAUCCUGAUCUAGAUGGGCCAAUCGACUGAUCCAACAGGACUCUUCUUCUGAAAUAGCGUGUUCUGUGUAUUCUGCAAUUUCUGGGAUGUUUCCCUUUCAGCUGCUGCAAUGGCCCCCCAUCUCCUUCCUUGGUUCUUGUGCCUCAUCCUUUCGCUGGUGGGACCCAGUUCAACUGCUGAAGAUGACUUGGUGGUGGUGACCAGCAGUGGUUCAGUCCGGGGGAAACGUCUCCCAUCUAGCUCUGGCAACGUCACGGCCUUUUUAGGUAUCCCCUAUGCUGAGCCCCCUGUAGGCAAGCUGCGCUUCCAGAAGCCCGUUCCUCGUCAGCCAUGGAGCCAGGUCUUGGAGGCCACCAACUUCAGCAAUUCCUGCCCCCAGAUAGUUAUUUCUGGCCCUCCGGAUGCCGAAACAUGGAUGGCCAACACGCCCCUCUCAGAGGACUGUCUCUACCUCAACGUCUGGGUGCCCCAUCCUCGGCCCUCCAAGCCAGCCGCGGUCCUUGUCUGGAUCUAUGGCGGGGCCUAUUUUAUUGGCACAAGCUCCCUAGUGAUAUACAAUGCGGAAUUCCUAGCUGCUGCAGAGAAUGUCAUUGUGGUCUCCAUGAAUUACCGCCUGGGGCCUCUAGGUUUCCUUUCGUUGCCACCAGCUGUCCCAGGGAACAUGGGCCUGAUGGACCAGCAACUUGCCAUGUCUUGGGUGAAGCAAAAUGCAGCUGCCUUCGGUGGAGACCCUACUCGGAUAACCAUUUUUGGCGUGAGUGCAGGAGGAGCCUCUGUUGCAUUUCACCUCCUCUCACCAGGGAGCCAGCCUCUUUUCCAUCGUGCUGUGCUAGAGAGUGGAGCUUCCGUCGCGGCCUGGGCUUGGCUGAAUCCUGAGGAGGCCAAGAGAAGAAGUCAGAAGCUGGCCAAGAAGAUGGGCUGUGCUCAAGAAGAGGUCCCUGCUUUGGUGAGAUGCUUGCAGGGAAAGAACGCAUCAGAGUUCCAAACCGCCCAGUUCCUUGUUGUGGACCCCACGGUGGUUCUGAAUCCACCCUUUGCACCGACAACGGAUGGGGAGUUCCUCACCGAUGAGCCGCGGAAACUUCUAGAAUCCAAGAACUUCACGGCUAAGCCUAUCGUGAUCGGUACCACCUCCGACGAAGGGUCUGUCUUCGUAUUAUAUGCAAGCCUCUUUUUGAACACAACCAAAGACUGCCUUUUGACCCAGGAGCAACUGUUGAAGGGGCUGCAAAUCACCGUCCGCAACACAACCAGCGACUUCAUCAAAGCUGCAGCUGAGAGAUACAGUCAGGCAGAACCUGAAGGCCCAGCAAGGUACCGUUCAGCCAUGGUGAAAGCCUGCGGCGAUUACCUUUUCGUCUGCCCAGCCACGGAUGUCGCCACAGCAGUGACAGAGGCUGGAAGCCCCGUAUACGUCUAUACUUUCCGCCACCGCAGCACUGGCUCUGUUUGGCCUGAAUGGCUGGGGGCCAGCCACGGAGCUGAGGUCCCCUAUGUUUUCGGAACUUUGACGCUGUUGAAAGGAACCAAGGAAAAGCACACAAAGGCAGAGUUGGAGCUUAUCUCCCGUGUCAUGCGGUACUGGGCGGAGUUUGCCCGAAGCGGCAAUCCGACUCCUUCCCAUGUCAACGAAACAAAAUGGCCCGUCUACGACCCAGCACAGCAGAACUUCUUCGUCCUCAGCACGGACCCACCCCGUGUGAUGGAGCCAUCGCCGGCUCAGCAGUGCAGUUUUUGGAAAACACUCCCAUCAGGGGCAUCAAAGCCAGAUGUCUUAUCCACACAGGAAUAUGAAAGGAAGGAGGAGCUGUGAAUUAAGAGAAAGGCUUUUUUUUCACAGGUAAGUAUCAGUAAGGAUGGAGAGAAAGAAAGGAUCUGGUUGGGAGUUGGGAGAAAGUAGUCCAAUGGGACCAGUAUAAUUUUUUUGGUGGAAUACAAUUUUCUCCAGCCAAAAUUAAGCGUUUAAAAGAUCCAUUUGAUAAGAUUUGAUUGGGGAGCAAUUUAAGCAUCUGCUCCUGGAAAUAAUGGGGAUUAAAAAGUGGUUAAUUUGGGUUGGAUUGUGGUUUAUAUUUACUUCAGUUUAUGCCACCACACUGUCCCAUUUGAUUCAAGGGACUCGAUACUAUUUUUACAUUGG